UAAGAUGUUGGCUAAAAAAGUCAAAAAUGACAUUUGAUAAGUGUUGUUAAAUGUCCUUUGUUAGUUUCGAAUCUUUCGAUAUUCGAUAAUAGUAAUGGUAUGAAAUUAAAAACUGUCCCAUACAUUCACCAGGCGGAUAAUUUGUCAGGCACACGAAAAUCGUAGUAGACUUGGGCAGCAAAAUUCAACAAAUUUAAGACUGAAAGGCUUUGACAAACGAAUCUGAAAACCGGCCAAGAUGGAAAACAGUAACAUACGCGACUUUGGUAAUACGAAGGAUGACACAAUUGACACAAUCUCGAAUGAAGCCACCACAUCGCGCACAUUGAAGGCCAAAAAUGGCCAAACGGAUGUGAUUCCUACUGGGGCAGCAGCAGAUUGUAGUUCUAAAUUGCCAGAACAACAGCAUCAGCAAAUCGACGAACAGAUAGAGGGCAAAGAUCAACCAAAAACUGAAGGAGGGCCUGAAGCUUCUGUUGCCGUUGCUGCUCCCGUUUCCGCUUCCGCUGGCAAUAAUGAUAACGGGCAGGAGACUCAAGAGUUAUUGUUGCCACCGAAACAGAAUCGUUGCGACAAGUGUGGCAAGAAAUUUGGUUUAACCGGCGGAUUCCCCUGUCGCUGCGGUGGCACAUAUUGUGCCUUUCAUCGUUAUAGCGAUCGCCAUGAUUGCAACUUCGAUUAUCGCGAGAUGGGAGCAAGUCAAAUACGUCGCGAUAAUCCAUUAGUUGUACCAGAAAAGCUGCGCAAACUCUAAUUAACGCUCUAGACGCCAGCUUGGUGGUCCUUCUUUCUAUUGCUGUUCUCUUAUUGUUCUAUUCUUGUUUAACAAUUUUUUCCUUUCUUUUUUUUUUUGGCAUGAGCUAUUCCGAAAAACUGCAUCCAGAACAACACAAUAGAAACGGGAAACACAAUACAUACAUGUAUAACCAAGAGGCAAAUGCAAAAUGUACAAUAAAUUUUACUAAUGUAGCAUUUGUAAGCAA
Drosophila innubila is the source of this 983-nucleotide messenger RNA. RefSeq names its product zinc finger A20 and AN1 domain-containing stress-associated protein 9. Gene Ontology annotation, molecular function: zinc ion binding. The record is from RefSeq and is a predicted model, not a curated record. The transcript has a single exon. NCBI's taxonomy places the organism in Eukaryota, Metazoa, Arthropoda, Insecta, Diptera, Drosophilidae. The coding region runs from base 239 to 754 and encodes 171 amino acids.